Molecule: messenger RNA, 2508 nt
Organism: Peromyscus eremicus (cactus mouse)
Lineage: Eukaryota; Metazoa; Chordata; Mammalia; Rodentia; Cricetidae
Gene: Veph1
Product: ventricular zone expressed PH domain containing 1
Exons: 13
Coding region: 1-2508 (835 amino acids)
Biological process (GO): regulation of signal transduction
Cellular component (GO): plasma membrane
Molecular function (GO): phosphatidylinositol-5-phosphate binding
Source: RefSeq, a predicted model, not a curated record
AUGCAUCAACUUUUCAGACUGGUUUUGGGACAAAAAGAUCUUUCAAGAGCUGGGGACCUCUUCUCUUUAGAUGACGCUGAGAUUGAGGACAGCCUGACAGAAGCUUUGGAACAGAUUAAAGUCAUUAGCUCAUCUUUGGAUUACCAAACUAAUAAUAAUGACCAGGCAGUGGUUGAAAUCUGUAUCACAAGGAUCACAACAGCCAUCAGAGAGACGGAAUCUAUUGAAAAGCAUGCCAGGGCCCUCGUGGGACUGUGGGAUUCCUGCUUGGAACACAACCUGAGACCUGCAGGGAAAGACGAAGAUACUCCACAUGCAAAAAUCGCGUCUGACAUCAUGAGCUGCAUCUUGCAGAAUUACAACCGGACCCCUGUGAUGGUACUAGCCGUCCCCAUCGCAGUGAAAUUCCUCCACAGAGGUAACAAGGAGCUGUGUAGGAACAUGUCCAACUACCUAUCCCUGGCUGCCAUCACCAAGGCCGAUCUCCUGGCUGAUCACAUCGAAGGGAUAAUAAAGAGCAUACUCCAAGGAAAUGCCAUGCUGUUGAGGGUGUUACCUGCUGUGUAUGAAAAGCAGCCACAACCAAUCAACAGACACCUGGCAGAACUCCUGGCCUUGAUGUCUCAAUUGGAGCAGACAGAGCAGUACCAUCUACUACGGCUUUUGCAUGUGGCAGCAAAGAGGAAAGAUGUGGAGGUGGUUCAGAAAUGUGUUCCUUUCCUGAUCGGGCAUUUGAAGGAUUCAACCCACAAUGACUACAUCCUAAACAUCCUCAUAGAAAUAGCAUGCUGUGAACCACUGGCUUUGAGCAGCUUUCUACCAAUGCUGAAGGAGAUUGGGGAGAGAGUCCCCUACCUCACUGGACAAAUAGCAAGGAUCUUUGGUGCUGUUGGACAUGUGGAUGAAGAAAGAGCCAGGAGCUGCUUACGAUACCUGGUGAGCCAGCUGGCUAACAUGGAGCACUCGUUUCACCAUAUUCUCCUGCUGGAAAUCAAGAGCAUCACUGAUGCCUUCCCCUCCAUCCUGGGCCCUCACAGCAGGGACAUCUUCCGAAUGAGCAACAGCUUCACCAACAUUGCCAAGCUGCUUUCCCGACGACUGGAAAACGGCUCGGCUGGGAAUGGCAGGAGAAAAACCAGCGCUGAAGUUGGCUUUCCUGAGAAACUGGGAGAAGCCAAGACCAUGACGGAGGAGCCUGAAAGUGAAGACCAAGAAAAACUCCAAGUUAAAAUCCAAGCCUUUGAAGACAAAAUAAACACCGAGAGCAACACCCCUGGUUCUGUCCGCAGGUACAGCUUAGACCACAUCUCUAAGGAAGAACAAAGACACAUUCGGUUUAGCAGGUCCAGGAGUUUGGCUUUGAAUACUGUGCUCACAAAUGCAGUGAGAGCAGGAGAUGGGGAAGCUGAAGAAAGGGCAGGAAUACAUGCCAGCAUCUCUCUUUCAGAAAUAGACCCUCUUAGCCACGGAACUGGCAAGUUGCCCCUUAAGAUAGAUGCCCAUGGAUCACAGCUGAGAGAUUCCUCAGCUUCACACCCAAGUAUUGUGCAUGUAGAAUCAGAGACUAUGCCUGAAACUGUUAAAGAAAACAUCCAGGAAGACAUUCCAGAGACAGCCACAAGUCCCGUUGAAUACCAAGAUAAGCUGUACUUGCAUUUAAAGGAAAACCUCAGUGAAGUGAAGGCUUAUGCCACAGAAAUCGCAAAAAAGGUCCCAGUUCCAGACCAGUGCACCAUUGAAGAUACCAUGAGAAGUUGUGUGGCAAAGCUGUUCUUUACCUGUUCCUUAAAGGGUCAUUACUGCCUGUACAGCAAGUCCAGUUUCAUCCUCAUCAGCCAAGCACCCCAGCCAUGGAUCCAGAUCAUGUUCCUCUUCCAACAGAGCCUAUUUCCUGAGCCUCUGUCCAUUCAGAGUGGGUCUGUGCAGUUCCUCAAAGCCUUGUGGGAGAAGACACAGGCCAGCGGAACCCACAGCUUUGAAGAUGCCAUGACAGAGUCCACAUUUCCACAGCAGAAGGAUCUGGAGCAGGUUCAGCUCCAUCUGGAAGAAGUGAGGUUCUUUGACGUGUUUGGCUUCAGUGAAACAGCAGGGGCAUGGCAAUGCUUCAUGUGCAACAACCCUGAAAAGGCAACUGUUGUGAAUCAAGAUGGCCAGCCUCUCAUUGAAGGAAAACUUAAAGAGAAACAAGUCAGAUGGAAGUUCAUUAAAAGGUGGAAAACACGUUAUUUUACAUUGGCUGGAAACCAACUUCUGUUUCAAAAAGGAAAAUCUAAAGAUGAUCCUGACGACUCCCCAAUAGAACUCAGCAAAGUACAGAGUGUGAAAGCUGUGGCUAAGAAACGCCGGGAUCGCUCUCUCCCUCGGGCUUUUGAGAUCUUCACAGACAAUAAGACCUAUGUUUUCAAAGCCAAGGACGAGAAGAAUGCUGAAGAGUGGCUGCAGUGCAUCAAUGUGGCGCUUGCCCAGGCAAAAGAGAGGGAAAGUAGAGAAGUGACCACAUAUCUGUAG